Esox lucius (northern pike) is the source of this 2109-nucleotide messenger RNA. It is a transcript of the gene vgll4b, whose product is annotated as vestigial-like family member 4b. The coding region runs from base 411 to 1352 and encodes 313 amino acids. The transcript is spliced from 5 exons. The record is from RefSeq and is a predicted model, not a curated record. Gene Ontology annotation, biological process: negative regulation of DNA-templated transcription. Gene Ontology annotation, molecular function: transcription coactivator binding. Lineage: Eukaryota; Metazoa; Chordata; Actinopteri; Esociformes; Esocidae.
CUGCAUUUGGAAGGCUGAUCUUGUGCGCAAAAAAUCCCUGACAUUUGAGGCGCUCCCGGGAUUUAGCGAGCAUGCCCAGUGGCCAAAGCCUGCUUCGAGGCAAGGGGCGUACAUUCGAUUCAUACCAAGCAUAGCCUGCGCGUCAAGUCGACUUUACAGCUGGCUGUAAAGGUUAGGAGGAACUGUCGCUACCGUUUUUGUCCGAACCAAUUCUUUUUAUACAAUAUUUGCAAGUAUUUUACAAACGACUUUCGUGCUGGGACGGGAACUACCUUUAAAAUCGUGUAGUUUAUUUUGCGCAUAGAAAAGUUUAAGUGAAGGCUGGGCCUUUAGCUGCUGUGUGGAUUGACCCGUCCACUUAAAAUCUAGCUGACUGCGGUCGCGUCGUAUUUUUUCCUCGACUCGGUUAAAUGCUUCUUACGAAGAUGGAUCUGUUGAACUAUCAAUUUUUGGACAAAAUGAACAACAACAUUGGCAUACUCUGCUACGAAGGCGAGGCGGCGCUGCGGGGUGAUCCCAGGAUGCACCAGUCCCUGUCAUCCUCUGGCAUCACCAACCACAGUCACAGGACCGGCCCUCCUCCAAUCAGCCCCAACAAACGCCGGCUGAGCCUCGGCACCGGGCCGGACCAACAGGACGGCGGGCUGGACCAAGACUGCGACAACGAACACAUGGCCAAGAUGAGCCGGUUGUUUGCUGCUAAGCUCGACUACCGUGGCACCAAAGACCCGCGGGAUCGUAGCCGCAGUCCUGUGGAGAGAGCCGCCGCCCCCUCCAUGGGUCUCCAUGGUAACCACCACCUGUACGCACCCCCCCAUCACCACAUGCCCAGCUUGGCCUUGGACCAGCCCCUCGCCCUGACCAAGAACAACAUGGACGCCGCCCGUACCCUGACCAUCUCACCCACCACCAGCCCUGUGGAGCGGCAGCAGAAUCGUCCGUCGGUGAUAACGUGUGCGCCCGCCAACAACCGCAACUGCCACCUGUCUCACUGCCCCGUGUCGCACAACGGCUGUUCCAACAACCUGUCUCACUGCCCCGUGUCGCACAACGGCUGUUCCAACAACCUGCCCAGCAACUACAGCCGGAGACCAGCCAGUAACUCCAACACUGCGUGUGUGGACCCCGUCAUUGAGGAGCACUUCCGUCGCAGCCUGGGCCGGAACUACAAAGAACCGGAGCCUGUCACUAACUCUGUGUCCAUCACCGGCUCUGUGGACGACCACUUCACCAAGGCCUUAGGAGAGACCUGGCUACAGAUCAAAGCCAAAGGAAGCUCCUCCUCCUCCCCUGACUCCUCCCCCAACAGUCACAUGGUCAACCACAACCACUCCCCAUCUGUCAUGUCUUGAAUGGAAGGGCUAAAGUGGCUUAAGCCUGCUAAACUCCACCCCUGUCCCUGCCCCACCCUGUUCAUAGCUCACUGUAAUGCAACACAUGGCUGGUUGCCCCACCCCCCUGGACCACUGCUGGGUGGGCGGGGUGUUUUUAUUUUGUUCCAGCCCUGCACUAACACCAUCACUCGGUGCACUGACUGGCUAGUACAGCAGGGGUUAUGUUCACAAGGCACCUUCUGUUUUUGUUUCCUAUUGCCACGUGUUUAGUUGUAGUGUCCACUCAUUCAUACAACCCUGGUGUUUUAUUUUAGUGCGGGGCUGGAGUGAAACCCUGCGUUUCUAUUAAGCUCUCCAUCCAGGAAGGCGGACUGUGGUCCCUGAUGGAAGGCCAUUCUGCAUGAUAUAGCCCGCCCACAGCUGAGCUAGUAUUUAGCUAGAAGCUAUAUAGAACCAUGUGGAUAACGAUUUAGCCCUGAGUUGUGCUUGUAGCUGGCUAGAAACUAUAGAACCGGGUAGAAAGGGAGCUUCCUUUUGUCUACAUUUUUUUUUUAAUUUAAUUUUUUACUUUUCAUUUUGAAGUAGGUUGGCAUACUGCUUCGGUGUAUGUGUUUUUGGAUGUCUGAGACGUUUAAGAGAGAACAGUUUGUUUAUUUGUACAAGGUGAGAUUAAUGGAUUUAUAAGGUUACCCUCUGGAGACACACCCCAACCAAUCACAGGCCUUUGUUACCAAAGAGAACUCUGAUGCAACUCUGCCAUCCCAUUUAGAAGACA